GGGAAGGUGCCCGGCGGAGGCACCGCCUCCCUCCUCAGCAGUGUCACACCUCUACUUCCAAGCAUACUUCAGCAGCCUGCGAGGGCUCUGACUUACUGGAGCUUACAGAAGGGGAAGAGGAAAACUGUGAAGGCUGUUGUUGAGAGGUUCCUCCGGCUGCACAAUGGGCUUUGGGUCAGGAGAAAGGCUGGUUAUAAGAAGAAGCUGUGGAAGAAGUCAGCUUCCCAGAGGAAGCGUUUGAGAGAGCUGGUGCUCUGCAACAGGACGCAGUGUAAGCUCCUUGAUAAAAUGACCACUUCUUUCUGGAAGAGAAGGAACUGGUAUGUUGAUGAUCCCUACCAGAAGUACCACGACCGCACAAAUCUUCGUGUGUAAAAAUCUU
Messenger RNA from Merops nubicus (carmine bee-eater), 382 nucleotides. It is a transcript of the gene MRPL35, whose product is annotated as mitochondrial ribosomal protein L35. The transcript is spliced from 3 exons. Gene Ontology annotation, biological process: translation. Gene Ontology annotation, molecular function: structural constituent of ribosome. The annotation marks the transcript as partial. Lineage: Eukaryota; Metazoa; Chordata; Aves; Coraciiformes; Meropidae. Gene Ontology annotation, cellular component: ribosome; mitochondrion. The record is from RefSeq and is a predicted model, not a curated record.